AUGAACAACAUGACCUUCAACACCAGCGGAGGAGACGCAUUCUGGGAUCUGGGAGACGACCAACGGCAACAGUUUCAGCAGUUCACCCACCAGAUGUCUUCAAAUCAGCAACACAUGGCCUCGACUUCAGGCCACAGCAGUCCCCAGUCCUCUCACGGCGCCAUGCCCGCACAACGAAUCUGGCCUAUGCCCCUCGACAUGAGUUCCGGCGCCAUCGAGCACUCGAGCCCACCCGAGUCGCACCACCAGCACCAUCACCAGCAUCACUCGAGCUCGCCUGCGCAGAGCGCCUCGCCGCUGUCUCAGUCCUCGCCGUACCAGCAGCCCGGCAGCAUGCUCACCGACUUUGCCUUGCAACAGCACCUGCAACAGCACCAGCAGUCCACGCCCGACUUCUCAUCCUACAUCUCCGACCCUUUCAUGCCUGUGACCUACGACAGCUUUGCCUCCAACUUUGCGCCCAUCAACCCCAUCAGCUACCUGCCCGCAACAACCCAGCAAUUGCCCACCAACUUUUUGCAAGCCGCCGCGUUCAACUCCAUGCCGCCCAUGGACGACAGCGUCCCCGCCAUGACCUGGCCCAACCUUCCCAUGGACAACUGGCAAGAUCUUCAGGCUGCUGUGCCCCCCAUGCAGCUUGGCUCCUUGCCGCACACUGUCGGCAGCAGCUCGCCCACCGGCACGUUUCUCGAGGUCCUGUCUCUUGCCAGCUCCAACGAGGGCAGCUGGAUCAUGGUCGGUGACCAGAACAACGCUGGCAGCUUCAACCAGUUCCAGCAGGCACAGCAGAACGCCGCCAUUUUCAACCCUGGACAGACUCUGCACCUGAGGACAAAUUCUGACUCGUCAGACGGCGCCAACUCGUUCGAGCUCGGCAGUUACGAGGAGAUCCCGCCUUUCCCCAUCUCGCCCUUUUCUCCCGGCUCCGACUCGUACCCUGAGCAGCACGCUUCUCACCGCAGCUGCUACGGCGAGAACCACAACCACCACCACGACACUGUUUCUCCGACCGCCGCCGUCGCCCCCGUGCCCAUCCAGACCACCUCGAGCAGGCCGAGCCCCGCGAGCGGCUCUGGUGCCACCUCGCCGCCCAUCGUGUCCACACGUCGCAACUCCGGCCAGCGCAAGAGCCCUACCAGCAAGACUGCUAAGCCUGUCAUCCGCCGCACCUCCAACGGCCGCAAGGACGGCUCCGUCGAGAAGAAGGUUGGCCGCAGACGUGGUCCCCUGUCCGAGGAGCAGCGCAAGCAGGCUGGCGAGAUCAGGAAGCUGCGUGCUUGCCUCCGUUGCAAGUUCUUGAAAAAGACGUGCGACAAGGGCGAGCCUUGCGGCGGUUGCCAGCCUUCCCACGCCCGUCUUUGGCAGGUUCCUUGCACUCGUAUUGACAUCAAGGAUAUCAACUACUUCCUCAAGGGCUGGAAGGUUGACUACGAGCGCCACACCAGCCGCAAUGUCUCCGUCUUCAAUGUCAAGGGCUUCUCCCCGAACGAGACCUUGAUGUGGAUCACCCACGGCUAUGGCUUCGCCCUGCCGGUCUACGUCCGCGAGGUCUAUGUCAACGACGAGAGUGUUUUCCAGGUCGACUGGGUUGAGUCUCAUCUCACCGACCAAGAACCUAUCGAGUUUGACAUUCGCACUGAUAGGCUGGAUGUCGGCGCCAAGGGCGUCUCCGUUGAUGCUCUGUCUGCCUACCUUGACAAGCACAUUGACGGGCCUUUCGAGGAGUUCAUUGACGACCACUUUGAGGGCACCCCCUUCAUCACCGAGAUUCUCAAGACUGCUCACCGCUUCUAUGUCAAGGAGAAGAUGCCCGUCAUUCGCAAGGCUCUCAAGCUCGUCCUCGCUUACAACCUGACAAUGCACAUCACCAUGAUCCAGCAGCAAGGUGACGAGGCCGGAAGCGACGGACAGAUAGAUGACGAGGACUCCAAGUUCUACGGCCAGACCGUGGCCCCUGUCAUGGUCAACUUCCAGAUCAAGUGCGCCCUCGCCGAUAUGUGGCGUGAGCUGCAGCGUGACAUCCUCGAGGAGCUGUCGUCGCUCUACUCGAGUGUCUACAGCGGCGAGCGACUGAAGAACUGGCCCACCAUCUUCAUGCUCGCCUCGAUCCUGCUCGCUGUCUGGGAGGAGAUGCAGUUCGACUCUCACUACCGCAUGCCCGACCCUGCUGCCGUCAACAAGUUCUGCACGGACAUGGAGACGACGCCCGUUGGUGUCAUUGUCGGUCUCUUCCACGCCAUCUCACAAAAGCUCCCUGCCUUCACCGAGUGGGACACCGCCAAGCACGGCCACAUUCUCAACAACAACACGGCUGUCUGUGAGGCCAUGACUGAAGUCCGCGAGCACGUCCGCAAGCAUGAGGACUACCUCCGUGCUCGUCCGGAGUGCACCUUUGACAGGAACGACUUCGACUGCCUGUCGAACAAGUUCCUGUCCAAGCUAGUGAUCCGCGCCAACUAGGCCAGAAGCUGGCAGCACUCCGAAGACACCCCUUUCGCAUAAUGCACAAAGUGUACAAUGCUCCUCUGAAGUCGUGGGGUCGGCUCAUCUUAACUAUUUCCUUUGUUCUGAAUUUGUCUCCAGAGUCACAGCGACGGCGUUGCCACGAAGCAUACACGCAAGACGUGUACUGCAUUGAUUGCUUAUGAGCUUUUCAGCCACUCUUGGUUUUAUCUGCCUCCUAUCCCGUGGCUUGAUCUUCUCUUCUCGGCAUGCCACCGCACGGAUGAUAUCUGACGAAUGUGUCACGGCCCUUUUUGACGAUUUACUCGUUUUACGAUCUUCUUCGACGAAUGUAUGACCAACGGCAGAGGCCAGCGGGAAAAGGGGGAAUGACGACCUCGCAUGCGGAAGGGCGGCCAGGGUUAUUUUUAACGUGCAUUAUUUUAUCAUGGGAACGACGAUGGCCGGUACGACAGGUACGGAAGCGACGACAGAGCAUACACACAAUGACGAUGAUAUGCAUGGGACUCUGGCGUUUGACACUCCCCGAGGGACCGCCCUUGAUGGAUUUAUCGAAACUUUUACUGGGCGGACGGGUUUAUAGCCAUGAAGGCUUCUGCCUAUGAUUGUAUUCAGGCAGCUUGCGUUUAUACUCAAAAGCAAUUCUCCGUCACCGCGACUGUGCGCAAGAGCUUCUCUGCUUCUCGUGACUGUGUCGGUUUUCAUUUGUGUGUUAUACUCCAGGCAAUCGUCACGACAGUAUUGUUAGGCGCCUCGAUGAAAGUGUCCAAAUUCAGCCUCG
Molecule: messenger RNA, 3244 nt
Organism: Verticillium dahliae VdLs.17
Lineage: Eukaryota; Fungi; Ascomycota; Sordariomycetes; Glomerellales; Plectosphaerellaceae
Exons: 2
Coding region: 1-2460 (819 amino acids)
Biological process (GO): regulation of DNA-templated transcription
Molecular function (GO): zinc ion binding; DNA-binding transcription factor activity, RNA polymerase II-specific
Source: RefSeq, a predicted model, not a curated record